AGAAGAAGAAGAACAACAACAACAACAUGGCCACCAUGCGUGCAAUUGACAUCAAAGACGGCAAAGGCCCAAUCUCCAACCUCUACAUGAACGACCAAACCCCAAUACCCACCCCCACGGCCUCCCAAGCCCUCAUCAAAAUCAAAGCCUUUGGCCUAAACCGCAUGGAUCUCCUCCAACGCGAAGGUCACUACCCCCUCCCCCCCCAAGCCCCCUCAACACUGGGUGUAGAAUUCUCCGGCCAAAUCCACAGCGUCUCCCCCUCCAACCGCGAAGGUUUCGCGCCCGGCGACGCCGUCUUCGGUCUGGCUUAUGGCGGCGCUUACGCCGAAUACAUUGCCGUUUCGACGCACAUGUUGAUUCGCAAACCUGAGCAUUUGAGUUGGGAGGAAUGUGCGGGGAUUCCUGAGACGUGGAUGACGGCUACGCAGGCUAUGUAUCUCAUUGGAGAUUUUUCAGAAAAACAGUCUCCGACGAUCUUGUGGCAUGCGGGAGCUAGUGCGGUGUCCAUUGCAGGGAUUCAACUCAGUCGAAUGAAUGGCGCAUCGCAGAUUUUUGCGACGGCGCGCUCGGAUGAGAAGUGUCGGUUUUGUGUGGAGGAAUUAGGUGCGACUGCGGCUUUUAAUACUACCACUUCAACAACAAAAGAAAAAGGAGAAGGAAAAGAAGAAGAAGAAGAGCAUUGGGUCGAUUCCAUCAAAAAAGCUACAGGAGGAAAAGGCGUCGACAUCAUCAUUGAUUUCAUCGGUCCAGGGACUUUUGCAGCAAAUUUGGAAGUUGCGGCUAAAGAUGGCCGGAUUGUCAAUUUGGCUACUUUGGGGGGAUUAUAUCUUCCACCUUCUUCUCCCUCCCACUCUUCAUCAUCAUCAUCAGAAGGAGGAAAAGGAGGGAAUAAAUAUCAAACCCCCAAUUUCGGAACCUUCGUAGCAAAACGCCUUCGAUACGAAGGAAGUAGUUUACGCAGUCGAGAUGAAGCCUAUCAGGGCCGAUUGCGAGAUUCCGUGGUGGAGCAUGCGUUGCCCAUGUUUGCAGAGGGGAAAUUGAAAGUUUUUGUGGAAAAGGUGUUUUCGUGGAAGGAUAUUCGAGAGGCGCAUAAGCAGAUGGAGAAGAAUUUGACAAAGGGGAAAUUGAUUUGUGUGGUUGAUUAGAGUGAGUGGAGGGGGUAGAGAGAAA
Molecule: messenger RNA, 1173 nt
Organism: Sphaerulina musiva SO2202
Lineage: Eukaryota; Fungi; Ascomycota; Dothideomycetes; Mycosphaerellales; Mycosphaerellaceae
Product: GroES-like protein
Exons: 2
Coding region: 27-1148 (373 amino acids)
Molecular function (GO): oxidoreductase activity
Source: RefSeq, a predicted model, not a curated record